GUGUUAUACUUCGGAGUGUGUGAGAACUUGUUUUUUUUUCUAUUGUAAAAGUAACAGAAGAAGGUCGUCUGCAUAAAUUGGUUUGACUUUUUUAAUUGUAAUUUCCGUAUCCGUAGUCAGUUGUAGCUACGGUACAUAGACGAUUAAGACGAUAAGGGCGGGUAAUGGUGCAUUGCGUGCCUGCUUGGUAGCGCUUUAUUAUCAAAAAUUUUGUUAUCUUUAUAAGCGAAAAGAAUAUUAAAAACCAGGUGUAUAAUUUAUCCGAUUUAGUUGUACCAAUCCAUUGAACUUGAAUCCAUCAACAAAGGUAGCAUUGAUUACACAUGCACUCAGACAAGAACAAUCAGCUGUUGGCCAGGCUUAGGGAAGGCUUGUUGAAAUCGUCAAUGGCAUCGAGCAAACCGGUAGGCUUCAGGGUGAGAAUAUCACUAAUGCAGUCAAGGAGCGCGUUGAGAGUAGAUAACCCCGUGCUAUGGUGCGGAGGAAUACAUUCCACCAGAGGGUAAAAGUGUGCGUAUCGUAACAGGAAAAGUAAGCAAACGGUAACGAUAUCACCUAAUCAAGCUGCUUUCGUGGCUGCACGACUUACAAAUGGAUUCCCUAUGGACGGUACGCACUCGCGAGCAAUUCCGGCAGGAUUUUCCUCAAUGGUUGAUUAAUGUGCGCAAUCCUGUGGAGCUCUUGAUGCUGCAACCGUCUUAUAUCAUCAGUCAAGUGUUUUGCAUCGUUGGCGCACUUUUGUGCUUAGGACACGCAUUAUACCGGCGUGGACGAUGGCCGUUUCUGUGGCUAGGCAGUGUUCUCAGUGGAAUGUUGAUCGAAGGUAGUUUGUACUUUUCGCCGUACGGUGAAACAAUCUGGUUCAGCCCAACCGCGAUUGAUCUGUUUGGCCAAAGGAUACCCAUCUUUAUAUUUUUCGUAUAUCCAUUUUUCUACUAUCAAGCUUUUUGGGCGGUUUCAAAGCUGCGGCUUAAGUGUCGCUGGUCUGAGCACAUCGCCGUCGGGAUGCUGGUAGCGCUGUUUGAUAUGCCCUUCGACAUGAUAAGCAUCAAGUUUCUACACUGGACACUGCACGAAACAGAACCGAUGCUAAACGAAAGGAUCUACUCCGUCCCCUGGACACUGUUACUGUUCUUUGCCAUUACUACGUUUACAUUUUCCUACUUUUUUCACAAUCUACGCACAUGGAUGGACCAUUCAACGCAUAACCGUUGGGCAUCUGGACCGAUUCGGACGGAACUGGUGGUAUCAGUGGGGGCCGCCAGUCUUUCACUAUCUGUCGGAUCCGCUUUGUUCCUGGGAAUCAAUUAUUCGCUACACACCAUACUCGGCAUUCCGCACAGCAUCGUCGUCGCCGGUGUGUUCAUUUCCGUAUUGACCAUCUUCUGGAAGUUUGAUCGAAAAAGCAAUCGAAGUUCCUCGCCCAGCCAAACGUUUAUGGAUCACAUACUGAACGGAUACAUUGUGGGACACUUUCUACUUUACCUGGGACUGGCGAUAGCUCUCAAUCCCCUACACUCCGUGUCGCCUGGGAGGCAUCAACCGAUGGGCAAUUGUUACAAUAAUACUUCCUCAAGCACAGAACUCUGUUUAGAAACGUUAAAUACGAGUUAUUAUGAUUUUCAUUGCGUCUCAAAACCACCGAACGAUGGAGCAUAUUGGUAUACGAUUUGUGGCACACCGCACGAGAAUCGACCAGAGUUCUUGUAUGUAAUGACUGUAAUCACGUUCAUUGCCUCACUCGUACAUUGGACGACCCAUUAUGACUUCCCACCCGAGCCUGCCGAUCUAAUCCUUCUUUAAAGACUUUGUAUGAUAUUGUUAGUCUAAUUUAUUGUGUACGCAAGCACGUGUAAUUUUUUUUUUAUUUAUUUAAAAAUGUAUAACUUGUUAUCUAAUUGUGCUUGUCCAACACAAAAAAUAUAGUAACAAUGUAAAUACAUAAGUUUAUUAAUAAUUAUUAUUUGUUUAUAAAAAAAUCGUCAUCAAAAUUAACCAUGCCGCAAAAUGAAUUUUCCUUGGGCGCUUGUGUGUCAUCUUAUGGACUCGGUGCCACAAUACACCCAAGUAAAAGAUGCUAGUUUAAACAGAAAAGGCAAAACAAAAUGUACAAUUUAUUCCGUAAACAAAAUAUAUGCAGCUACACCUAUCAACACAGCAACAA
Messenger RNA from Anopheles funestus (African malaria mosquito), 2164 nucleotides. RefSeq lists its product as uncharacterized. The transcript has 5 exons. The coding region runs from base 592 to 1803 and encodes 403 amino acids. The record is from RefSeq and is a predicted model, not a curated record. Lineage: Eukaryota; Metazoa; Arthropoda; Insecta; Diptera; Culicidae.